AUGGAAGGCGAAAUGCGAAAGCAGAACAGGCAAAAAGAAGAAGGGGAAUGUUGGGUGUUACCAGAAUACAUCGUGGGCGAUGGAUGAGGGGGUUAUUAAAAGCGAAGGGGCUCUGGAGAAGGGGAGCAGGACCAUGGGCUGAAAUGGUGAAAAAGAAAAGUUAGAAAGAGCUGCCGCAGGAAAAAGCGAAAAAUGAAAAAGCCAAAAUGAAAGUCAUUAUGAGGGUAAAAAAGAACCUCGUCUUCCCUCGAUUAAGGUGAGAACCUCGGGAUGCCAGCUGAUGAAGAGCAGAAGAAGAGAAGAAGAAGAAGAAGAAGGACGGAGAAAGAAAAGAAAGAAGGUCAAAAGCACAUCAAAUAAGUCCAGUGUGCCUCCCACAGACAAAUCCAACAACUCUAAACACCCUCAUCUCCAAAGAAAGGCAAGAAAAUCAACAAGCUUCAAGAAUCAAAGCUUCUGGAGGCAAAUGAAGACGAGGAUCGAGAAAUAAAGAAACUAGAGCGGCAGCUGGGAUUAAACAAGAGGAAGAACAAGAAAAGUCUCCCCCAGUCCUUCGUGGCUGAUGGACUUGAUUACAUCCUUGGCGUGCUCGACUCUGGCUCGUCGGCUGUGGGGAUGUAUGACGAUGAUGAUGAUAACGUGGACGUCGCCAAGGAGAACUUUGAAAAGCUCGAUGAGAAAGACUCUCAGCUGUCGGACGAGGAACCUGGAGAUGAGAUGGCGAGUGAAGGCAGUGAUGAAGAUAUGGGUUCGUUCGAUGAUGAAAAUGAGGUGGUGGACGAUGAGGAGGAUGAUGAGGAGGAUGAAAUGGUAGAUGAGGAGGAAGCAGAGGAGGAGGAAAUGGAGGAUGAGCUGAAUGAGAAUAACGCAGCCGACUCGGAUGAUGAAACUGAAGGGGAAGCAGAGGAAGAAGCAGAGGAAGAAGCAGACACUCCUGACACAAACCCAUCAGACUCAAAGUCAGAAACAGUCAACUCCACAGCAGGGAAGUACGUGCCGCCUCACUUGCGAAACACUGGGGACGACGAACGCAAAGCGGAGCUCGAGAAACUGAAGAGGAAUGUGAAAGGUCUGGUGAACAGGCUGAGUGAGCCCAACAUGGCGUCCAUCAGUGGUCAGCUGGAGGAGCUGUACAUGAGCUGCAGCAGGAAGGACAUGAAUGACACCCUAACAGAGGUUCUCCUAGCAGCCUGCGUCACCCCGGCCCUGAUGCCUGACAGACUACUGAUGGAGCACGUUCUGCUCGUCAGCGUCCUCCACCACACCGUCGGGAUAGAGGUCGGAGCCCAUUUUCUGGAGACGGUCGUGCGCAAGUUCGACGAGGUGUACAAGAACCCAAGUGAAAGCAAGGAGUGCGACAACCUGGUCGCCAUUGUCGGCCACCUCUAUUACUUCCAGGUGGUGCAUUCUGUCCUCAUCUUCGACAUCCUAAAACUUUUUGUUGGAGCUUUUACAGAGAAGGACGUUGAACUAGUUUUGUUUGUGCUGAGGAAUGUCGGCUUCGCCCUGAGGAAGGACGACGCUCUGGCUCUCAAGGAGCUCAUCUCUGAAGGCCAGCGCAAGGCCAGCAACGUGGGGUCGAAGUUUCACGAUCAGAACAGGGUGCGUUUCAUGCUGGAAACCAUGCUGGCUUUAAAGAACAAUGAUAUGCGGAAGAUCCCAGGCUACGAUCCUGAGCCUGUGGAGAGACUGAGGAAGUUGCAGAGGACUCUGAUCAACCGGAGUGCAGGAGGCAGCGACAUGAAACUGAGGGUCUCUCUGGACAACCUCUUGGCAGCAGAGCAGGUGGGCCGCUGGUGGAUCGUCGGCUCCUCAUGGAGUGGGGCACCCAUGAUCAGCGAAAAAGGGAACGCAAACUCAAAACAGAGUUCUGCUGAAGGACAGGUAGAUUUAGUGGCCAAAGUCUUGGAGCAAAUGGCUAAGGAAACAGAGGUAUGAACACUGGAGGUUCAGAGAAACAUUCUUCUGUUGAUCAUGGACCAGCGAGAUGUUGAUGUUUUAAAGCCUUUUAUUUGCUCUGUGUGAAGGAUGGGACUGAAGGACAAGCAGGAGAGGGAGAUUGUUCAUGUUCUGAUGGACUGCUGUCUGCAGGAGAAAACCUUCAAUGCCUAUUACGCCGUACUGGGAGAGAAAUUCUGCUCUCAAGAUCGGCGCUUUCAGAUGACUUUCCAGUUCAACCUAUGGGACAAGUUCAGGGAGCUGUCCAGCCUUCCCAGCAGCACCUUUAACAACCUGGUCCAGCUGGUUACCCGCUUCCUUCAGAAGAAGUGCCUCUCACUCUCCAUACUCAAAGUAAUAGAGUUUGGGGAACUAGAUAAGCCCACAGUGCGCUUCUUGCGUCAGGUGCUGACCAAACUGCUAAAGGAAACAGAGCCUGAGGACCUAGCCAGCAUAUUUGGAAGGAUUUCAGGAAUUCCCAAGCUAGGAAUGCUGCGGGAGGGCUUGAAGCUUUUCAUCAGUCACUUCCUGCUGAAGAAUGCCCAGUCACAGGGACCAGCUGAGCAAGCAGCGAUGCUGUCAGAGCGCGCCCAGGUCGCCACCAAAGCCAUGGAGGCCAAAGAGGCCAAGCUCAAACUGUAAAACACACACAACCACACACACCAGACACCCAACAGACGUACGUAACAAAACUGUGGAACAGAAGAAGGCUUGUUCGUGGGAAUUGUCUCUUCAUACAAAACACCCUUUACGGUUUUCCACAAAGAAGAAUAAAUAUGUUUUUGAUAUUAAAAUUACGUUUUUGCUUUGGGGAGUUCUUGUACAUAAUUGUUAACAUGAAUAUUUUUUCAUUUGGAACAUACUGAAUCCUCUGAAGACACACUAGUCUUAGCACUAUGUAUAUUAUUUUAAUGCAGUGCGUAUUGGUUCAGUUUUUAUUACUCUGCAAUAAAUAAUUACAGGUUUUGUUUAAUGACAAUUUUACUGUAUUUGACUUCCCAAAUGUUUUUAUCCAUGAUGGUGCUUGUACAUUUGUUAAUAAAACAGGAGCAAAAUAUGUAGACCCUGGAGUGUAACAAAUGUUCAUACAAUUUUGUCAUAAAAACCUCCAUAAACCAGACAAUUUACCUCAAGCUUUGUGGAGAGAAAAAAUCAUUUUCUCUUACAGCCGCUCUCAUAUUAUUUUCUCCUGUGCCUUAAUGUUUUUUUCUGAAACCGCCCUCGUGGAGGCAGUGUGCAGCAAGAGUUAACAUUAUUGAAUUCAGACACCUGGAACCAUUCUUUUGGGCUUUACUGAGUCUAUUUACACUGUCAGACAAAAAAAAAAGCACAUUAUAAUAAAGUCUCAGCCUUAAAUAAAACAGAUUGGUGAAUAUGU
Morone saxatilis (striped sea-bass) is the source of this 3316-nucleotide messenger RNA. RefSeq names its product nucleolar protein with MIF4G domain 1 (gene nom1). Gene Ontology annotation, molecular function: RNA binding; protein binding. Gene Ontology annotation, cellular component: nucleolus. Lineage: Eukaryota; Metazoa; Chordata; Actinopteri; Moronidae. The record is from RefSeq and is a predicted model, not a curated record. Gene Ontology annotation, biological process: ribosomal small subunit biogenesis.